Rhodamnia argentea is the source of this 2450-nucleotide messenger RNA. Its product is annotated as pentatricopeptide repeat-containing protein At4g18520, chloroplastic. The transcript has a single exon. Gene Ontology annotation, molecular function: protein binding; RNA binding. Gene Ontology annotation, cellular component: intracellular membrane-bounded organelle. Lineage: Eukaryota; Viridiplantae; Streptophyta; Magnoliopsida; Myrtales; Myrtaceae. The record is from RefSeq and is a predicted model, not a curated record. Bases 99 to 2009 code for a protein of 636 amino acids. Gene Ontology annotation, biological process: RNA modification.
UUGUAUUUUCCACAAACGCGGGAAAAGGACGCGGCCGGUCAUCAUGUCAAGCUCAACCUGAACAUGAGGGAACUUCCUCCGACCGAACAAUAGGUGACAUGAGCGAGCUUCUCAAACCGAUUCUUCGGGAAAGAAGUUCGAACCAGUUCAGACAAAUGCUCUCCUCCUACACCUUUCUCUCGCCAAUCCUCGCUUCACUCAAUACACCCGUCUCUCUCCUUUGUCAAAAACCUCAAACACCAAAGCAUAGCCUUUACUCGAAAGCCAGAAAGGGCGGAGACGGAAGAUUCCAUCCCUCCUUCUCCAUAUACUUGUCUUCGACGUCGAAACGUUGCUUUUCCAGCAAUGUCUCGUGCUUUCAAGAGAACCCAGAUGGCGAUUUGCGCCAUGGCCCUUCUGGAGAACAAUGCAUAAAUGACGAUCUUCUGGCUUCUUGGCUACAGUCGUGUUCUAGUGUGACAGAGGUUCAAAAAGUUCAAGCUGCGGCGUUGAAAUGUUCAGGGAGCGGUGCUGCUUACGUUGGUAAUAAUUUGAUGUCUGCGUAUUUGAGAUAUGGGAGGUUGGACGAGGUCAGAAAGGUGUUUGACGAAAUGCCCGAGAGGAAUGUGGUCAGUUGGACUACGAUGAUUAAUGCGUGCGUUAGGUUUGGCUUAGACAGCGAGGCUUUGAGGUUGUUCCUUGAUGCUCUUGGGGAUGGGGUUCGAGCAAACUGCAAGACUUAUGUGUGUAUCCUGAAUUUGUGUUGCAGGAGGUUAGAUUUCCAGCUCGGAAAACAAGUUCAUGCCUGUGUUAUCAAGAAUGAGCAGAGAAACUUGAUUGUUGAGAGUGCUAUAGUUCAUUUCUAUGCACAGUGCGGGAUGCUUGAUAGCGCAUUUUGUGCAUUUGACCGGAUGAAUGAGCAUGAUGUGGUGUCUUGGACGACAAUAAUCACUGCUUGUUCCCAACAAGGGCAUGGAACAGAGGCUUUUUCAAUGUUUGGGCGAAUGUUAAGGGAUGGAUUAUUGCCCAACGGGCAUACUGUGUGUAGCAUUUUGAAUGUCUGUGGUGAGGAGCAGGCAUUGAAAUGUGGGAGACAGUUACACUGCAUCACAUUUAAAAGGAUGAUCAAGAAUGAUGUUUUUGUGUGGACCUCUUUAGUCGAUAUGUAUGCAAAAUGCGGGGAGAUAGUAGAUUCAAGAAAAGUAUUUGAUGCGAUGAAGAAUAGAAACACAGUGACAUGGACAACCAUGAUAGCUGGAUACGCUCGGAAUUGGCUCGGUGAGGAGGCCAUAGACCUUUUUAGGGAGAUGAAGAGAAGGAAUAUAUUUGCUAAUAACCUCACUAUUGUAAGCAUUCUCCUAGCUUGUGGUUCAAUCAAGAAGUUGGAGUUGGGAAGGGAAGUCCAUGCACAGAUACUCAAGAAAUCUAUUCAAACUAAUGUCCACAUUGGAAGCACCCUUGUAUGGUUGUACUGUAAAUACGGAAACUAUUCAUUUGCCUCCAAUGUCCUCCGCCAGAUGCCUUUCAGAGAUGUUGUCUCUUGGACAGCAUUGAUAUCCGGCUGCACACAUCUCGGGCUGGGAGUAGAAGCACUCGAGCGCUUGAAAGAUAUGUUGGAUGAAGGUGUGGAGCCCAAUGCCUUCACGUACUCAUCAGCACUAAAAGCAUGUGCUAAGCUAGAAGAUCUUUUGCAAGGAAAGUUACUUCACUCCUCCGCAAACAAGACUCCUGCCUUGUCUAACGUGUUUGUUGGUAGUGCGUUAAUUCAUAUGUAUGCAAAAUGUGGAUACCUAGCAGAGGCAUCUCAAGUUUUCGACAGCAUGCCACAGCGUAAUUUGGUAACAUGGAAGGCUAUGAUCAUGGGGUAUGCAAGGACAGGGUAUUGCCGAGAGGCUUUAAAGCUCAUGUAUCGGAUGAGAGCAGAAGGUAUUGAGGUAGAUGACUACGUACUCGCCACAGUUAUCACUGCAUGUGGAGAUUUGGAGUGGGACAAAGAACCUUCAUCCGAAUAUUGCUUGCAGUCUAGUUGACAUUUCAGCUCUUAAUGCAGUUUCCCUGGAAACCAAUUGUGCAUGAAGUAGUCAUUGGCUCCCGGAUGAGGAUAGGUAUAUCACCAUUGGCUUAGGAAUAGAUGAUAUAAAUGUUAAUGUAAUGUUGCCUGGGUCAAUAGAAAGUCUGCCAAGAAGGUUGAUUGGCCUGACUUCAAGUCCGGUAUAUCCACCCUCUUCCCAUGCAGCAGAAUCAAGGAAUGUGUGAAGGAGGAAGUGGGGCAUCGAACUCCUCAACAUCAUAUUAUUUGCCAUCUCCAGGAAAUGUCAAAGCUCUGCAAACAUUGGAGAGCCGGGUGUGCAGGUGGCUGAAGGAAAAGGAGAACUGACGACAUAUAAAUAACAAGAAAAUUCAUUUGUCACCUGGAAUUUAUUGUGAUCGGUACAUAUCUGUAUCGAUUAAGAUGCAGAUGUGCAGUUGUA